ACGCUACUCAUGUUUACACUUGCAACACAAAAGAGAACAUAACACCCAAACAUAAGUCAUCAUACAAUUAUCAUCAUCAUAUUCAAAACGUAAUGCAAAACAAACAUAAGUUAAUUGUUUCAACCGCCUUGUUCGCCACAUUGGGCAUUAGUGUACUCUAUGUCCUACGCAAUGGCAAUAUUGUUUAUCGACUGAGACGUAUGCUUGACUACCGGAAUCCGCUACGGAAUCAAGAAAUUGUCGUGGCGAACAAUUUUGGCGACUGCCAAAAAAUUGUGGAACGACUUAAACGACACUGUACAGAAUAUCGUGUGCUCGGGUUUGAUUGCGAAUGGACAACAGUUAAUGGGAGUAGAAGACCAGUGGCCUUAUUACAGUUAGCUACACACAGGGGACUAUGCGGUUUGUUCAGAUUGAGCAGCCUAAAAACUGUACCGUCCGACUUACGGGCCAUCCUCGAGGAUGAAAAUAUAAUCAAAGUUGGUGUUGUUCCGAUCGACGAUUCAAAGUACCUAGCUCAGGAUUAUGGCAUUCGUGUGGCGAGUACGCUUGAUCUUCGCCAUUUGGCAAAGUCAUUGGGAUAUGAGCCCAGCGGUCUAGCUAAAUUAGCCGAAAUUCAUCUGAGCUUGAAAAUGAACAAAAACUGGCGUAUAAGGUGUUCUGAUUGGGAAGCCAGAUCACUGACCGACGAGCAAUUGGGAUAUGCGGCAACCGAUGCCUUUGCGGCUGUUGAAAUUUUCAAGACCCUGAAUGGACAUUCGGAUUUACGCUUGAAAUUUGUAAGCAAACAUUCACUUGAACGGGACAUUGGCGACUGUGGGAAAUAUUUAAAUUUAAAAUUUAGCAACGUCAUUAUCGCACCAUCCGCCAAGUCUUCGAAAAAGCAAGUGGGGAUUACAAUGAAACCAGUCCGAUCAUUUUCAAUGAGAACGAAUGUAUUGUACACAAACUGUUUCUUACAAGCCCCCGAUGGAGAAUUGCUCGCAUCGAUAGACCGAAGAAAAGCCGAGUGGUACAUAAACAAAUCGCUGGGCACAUUAGUAACCGAUUCACCAUACACUGUCCGUUUAAACUUUGAGCCGGCUGCACGAGCCCGUGGAGAUGUGGGUGAAUUCUACAAACUACCGAAACUCAAUCAAUGUGUCGUGUGCGGUGCCAGCGAAUCGUUUAAUCGCAAGAAUAUCGUUCCUCGCGAAUAUCGCAAGCAUUUCCCGGACGUGAUGAAAUCGCACUCGUCGCACGAUAUCGUUCUUUUAUGUCCACAAUGUAACCGCUUGAGUAGCUCAUCGGAUAUGACCAUUCGACUGCAGUUGGCUGCUGAAUGUGAUGCUCCGUUUCUGCUGAGGGAGGGAUGUCUGCCCCGAAUUACACACUCUGUUGAACUCAAGCAACGAAGGUCAUUUGCGAAUGCUUUGUAUCUGAACGAGAAUCGAAUUCCCGACGAACGAAAACAAUUUCUUAAACAGGAACUCCUGAAACAUUAUCCACCAGGUACUGAAAUUACAGAACAAUUGCUAGUGGACGCAAUGGAAACGGAAACGGGGGAGGUAAAUGCGGGCUACAGUGCACAUGGAGCAAAAGUUGUCGAAUUCUACAAAAAUAGUGACGGUGGCCUUAUAAUGCUGGAGAAUAUUUGGCGCGAACAUUUCGUGAACACAAUGAAACCGAAAUUUCUACCCAAUUUGUGGUCGUUGAAUCACACGACCGAGAGAUUAACUAUACGAGCGACAGAAGGACGUAUCCAGGAAGACGAUUUGAAAUUUGCUGGACUUGGUAAAGUUGAUCAGCCCAUUUGUUGACCUAUGUAAAUAAAUGGCAG
Messenger RNA from Bradysia coprophila, 1819 nucleotides. RefSeq names its product Exonuclease 3'-5' domain-containing 2 (gene Exd2). Gene Ontology annotation, molecular function: nucleic acid binding; 3'-5' exonuclease activity. Lineage: Eukaryota; Metazoa; Arthropoda; Insecta; Diptera; Sciaridae. Gene Ontology annotation, biological process: nucleobase-containing compound metabolic process. The record is from RefSeq and is a predicted model, not a curated record. Gene Ontology annotation, cellular component: cytoplasm; nucleus.